UGGGGAAGAAAUGUUGAGGGAAAUAGUUACGAGAUACAUCACAAGUGGGAUAAGGUGUAAUACCAAAAGCAUUAGGAAAAAAAUCUUCGAGCAGUAUAAAGUUAAAAUCUCUAAGCAAAAGCACGCAAAGCACUCCAUGACUGCCUUGUACAGACGUAUGGAUCUUAUAUAAACAGCUUCAGUUUAGUACAUGAGAUGUGCCCACAGAUUGUUGAAACGAACCCUGGAACCAUUGCUAGUUGGACCAUCCACCCAGAGACUAAAGAGUUUGAAGGCUUAUGCAUUGCGUAUAGGGAAUCCAUUGAUGGGUUUAAUGAUGGAUGCAGACCAAUUAUAGCAUUAGCCUGGUCCCUGCUAAACAGUAUGUAUGGUGGAACAGUUUUGUCUGCUACCUCUGUGAAUGGUAACAAUGACAUGUAUCCUAUUGCCAUUUACAUCUGCAGGGAGGGAAGAACGAAAGAAUGGGACAAAUUUCUGUCUAUCAUCACUCCGCUCAUGAAGAACACCAAAAGGGCAAUUACAUUUUUUCACGACUUCUCAAAUGGCAUCGAUAUUGCUGUUGACCAGAACUUCCAGGAUGUUAAACAUUUUCAUAGACUAUGUGCUCGUAAGUUUUAUCAGGAUAUCCGUAUUGGGUUUGAUGAACCAGAAUCUCAGAAAAAAGCAUUAUAUGCAGCAAAGUCUUAUAACCUUGUUGACCACCAAAGGAAUCUAGUAAAAUUGCCAGAGCUUCAAAGGCGUUGGGUUGAAGUGUGUGGGCAAUCAAGUUGUGCUAGGCACUCGUAUGACCCUUCUGCUCGUUGUCCGCAAAUGGUAAACAUCUUCAGCAAGGCGUUUGAUCUGUGGAUAACUGAGCUCAAGUGUUUGCCCAUAUGCCAGUUCGUAAUGGGUUUUGAAGCUAAGCUUAUUCAGCUGUUUUUGACAAGGCGAAGGAAUGGAAGACUGUGGAAGGAUGAACGUAUCUUUCCGAGAGCAAGUGCAAAAUUAGGGGAUCAAAUCCUUCGUAAAGACUUGUAUCAUGCAUCAUUACGUCCAAUUUGGCGGCGCAGCGACCACAACACUUUGGUGACGAAUAUAUGCAACAGGACAAGUAGGAUUAUUCAUUUGAUACUGAAAACGUGUGAAUGCGGCAAAUGGCAGAUAUCAUGUGUACCUUGUGUGCAUGCUGUGGCAGUUAUUGCUCAACAUGAUCAACAUAGACCAGGACCACCACCCUAUGAAAAAUAUGUUCAUGACUAUUUCACUUGCGGGAUGUACAUGGCAUCGUAUGCUGACAUUAUUCACCAAUCGCCCGGCAUUACCGAAUCGCUGCAGGUACCCGAUAUCAACCCACCACCAUUAAAGAAGAUUAGGCGGCUUUCCUAGGACAAAGGCCACACUGAUAAGGAAAAAAGUUGAAGAUGAGGCGACCGACAGAGAACCACUCGUCAAUCUUGAUGCCACACUGUUAAACCUUUUCUUUUGGGUAUUUAUUUUUGGAUUUGGUGAUUUAAAA
Messenger RNA from Papaver somniferum (opium poppy), 1495 nucleotides. RefSeq lists its product as uncharacterized. NCBI's taxonomy places the organism in Eukaryota, Viridiplantae, Streptophyta, Magnoliopsida, Ranunculales, Papaveraceae. The transcript has 4 exons. Gene Ontology annotation, molecular function: zinc ion binding. The record is from RefSeq and is a predicted model, not a curated record. The coding region runs from base 196 to 1365 and encodes 389 amino acids.